GCAUGGUGAGGUGUCCAUGGCGGGGUGUCCAUGGUGAGGUGCCCAUGGUGAGGUGAGCAUGGCAGCCUGCGGCACUGACGUCACGCUCGCCCCCGCCAUGUUGCCGUGGCGACGCUCUGCACGCGGCGCGGAUGCGUCCCCAGGUUACCAUAGCGACGCCGAAGCCGUUUCCAUAGCGACGUGGCCCCGCCCCCUCGUUGAGGCGACGAUCACGUGCCCCGCUUUACGCUCUCGGCGCUCUCGCGAGAGCGGCGGGGCUGGCGCUGCAGCCAUGUCUACCGCUAUGAACUUCAGCGCCAAGAGCUUCAAACCGCGGCCGCCGGACAAGGGCGCCUUCCCGCUGGAUCACUUCGGAGAGUGCAGCGCCUUCAAGGAGCGCUUCAUGCAGUGCCUCCGCGACAGCGGCUUCGAGAGCGGCGCGUGCCGGGAGCGCGCCAUGGCGUACCUGCAGUGCCGCAUGGACAGGCAGCUCAUGGCUAACGAACCGUUGGAAAAGCUGGGAUUUAAAGAUCUGCUGGAUGAGAAGUCGGAGGCAGAAGCUGGGAAGCCGUGAUGAAGAAAGACAGCUUUACGUCUCACAGCUUUACCUCACGUACGGGAGGAGUAACUCCUGUGUAGCACCUAUUGGACCUGUAUUGCAGUAGGAAGUGGGAAGGAUCCGUUUCUUCCAAAAUAUUCUUUUUUAAAAUACGAUUGUUAAGGUGAGCCGAAGUGCUGCCUUUGUUUACUUCCCUCCUGCAGCCUGCUCUUAGAGGUCACUGUGGCACUUCACAUGGCAGAAAACAGUGGUUGCCCGAAGUGCUCUCCGUGUCUGCGAGGACAGUAAAAUCUUGCUGUAAAAAAAACAACAGCACAACAACCCUCCACCUCAAUUACAGGUUACUGUUAUGUGGGCAUUACUAAUCUGCUUGCAGCAGGUGCUUUUCAGGUGGAAAUAAAGCAAAUUUCUAUUGCUUGCAAAUUUCUAUUUAAUUUUCUUUUUUUGGGGUGAUCUCCUUCCUACCAGGCUGCUGUUCCAGCAUCAGUAGUUAUUCUGUUUUUAUUUACCAUGCCAACAUUUGACCUUUAUUUUAUCAUUUAACCAGAAGUCUUUCAUUCCAGUUGUCUUCGUUCCUCCACUUAGUGCUGCCAUGUUAUUUUUCACUUCCUUAUGGUAAAAUCAGAGGGAAGGUGGCAAUGGUAUUUAUUUGUCUUUGAAGUAAAUGUGAGUUAUUUAUAUAAA
Phasianus colchicus (ring-necked pheasant) is the source of this 1222-nucleotide messenger RNA. It is a transcript of the gene COX19, whose product is annotated as cytochrome c oxidase assembly factor COX19. Gene Ontology annotation, cellular component: mitochondrial intermembrane space. The record is from RefSeq and is a predicted model, not a curated record. NCBI's taxonomy places the organism in Eukaryota, Metazoa, Chordata, Aves, Galliformes, Phasianidae. Gene Ontology annotation, biological process: mitochondrial respiratory chain complex IV assembly.